AUUCCUUGUUACCUUGUUUAACUCUUAUUCCUAAAUUUAUGUGUUGGUCAUACUGAUACACUUUAAAAAAUAAAAAUAAUAAUGAACAAGCCUAAAAAAAACAAAUCAUAAAAUGGUCAUUUUACAAGGGAUUGGAGUUUGGAUUACAUAACAUUUCUUUUUGAAACAAUAAUAAAAAAUAAAAAAAUAAAAAAAAAAAAUUAUACAGUAAGGUUAAUUGGGUCCCAACCAAAGGCUCCUACCACAAAACAUGGCUGGUAAUGCCAAAGGGUAGGGAAGGGGAAUUUCAUGGUGAGGCUCGAACCUGUACCCUGAGGAUGCGAGGCGACCCCUGGAUCACUGCCCUAAGAAAUAUUCCUCUUUAAAUCAGUACAAAUAAAGUGAACAGAAUAUGUCAAUUUGACAGGAAUCACCCAAAUUUUGUUUUAUAAUUUUUAUUUUAUAUUUUUGGUGACAAAUAUGAUAGUGUUAAAUGAUGCAACGAUUAAUCAACACAUUAGGUAUCCCACCCAAAAAAAAGGUGACCCCAUUUGUCUUAUUUCCCCACUACCCAUGUUCCCUUAGAACAUGCAGCAAAUUAUGGCUGAUUUUCCCCACCACUAUAUAUACUCCUCCUUCUCAUCCCCUCUCUCUUAGCUUGCUAUCUCUCUUCUCACCUUACAAACAUCUACUACUCAUACUUCACCACAAAAAAACCCUCUAGUUUUCAACCAAAAUCCUCAAAACUAAACCUAUUUUUCCCCUUUUUAUUUCAAAAGAAGUAAAAUAUAAAAUAAAUAAUGGAGGUAGAGCUAGUAAAGUGUGAGUGUUGUGGACUGAAAGAGGAAUGCACAGUAGAAUACAUAGAUGCAGUAAAGGCAAACUUCAAUGGAAAAUGGUUAUGUGGGUUAUGCUCCGUAGCGGUGCGAGACGAGGUAAAUAGAGCGGGGGUUGAAAAUGCUGUGAGCGCGCACAUGUCUUUCUGCAGCAACUACAAGUCUAGCCCGGCUUCGAGGGUUGCUGAUGGUAUGCGCCAAAUGCUUAGGAGAAGGUCUGGAGAGUUAUCUCACUCUUCUGCUAAAAAAUAUGCAAGAUCAAAUACUGCUCCUCAAGUCCUUUGAAAGGUUCCGAAGCCGAGUAUAAAGCCCGGCGAGGAGGGGAAGAAUCGAUAAAGAAUGACGAACAUAAAAUCGUGAAUGAAAAAGCGUUAGGAGAAUGAUCUAAGUUUCUAUAAGCCCUCUGUUUAUCAAACAGGGGUGCUCUAUUUUUUUGUUUAGAUAGUUUUUUUUAUUUCUAUCUUAUUUUGUUUUGUACAGCGGUGAAUUCUGUUAAAUAAAUCUCUCUAUAAACUUGGACUAUUUUUAA
Chenopodium quinoa (quinoa) is the source of this 1344-nucleotide messenger RNA. RefSeq lists its product as uncharacterized. The transcript has a single exon. The coding region runs from base 780 to 1100 and encodes 106 amino acids. The record is from RefSeq and is a predicted model, not a curated record. NCBI's taxonomy places the organism in Eukaryota, Viridiplantae, Streptophyta, Magnoliopsida, Caryophyllales, Amaranthaceae.